Messenger RNA from Vicugna pacos (alpaca), 2558 nucleotides. Lineage: Eukaryota; Metazoa; Chordata; Mammalia; Artiodactyla; Camelidae. The record is from RefSeq and is a predicted model, not a curated record.
AGUGUGCUGUGCGCUGCAGCAGGCGCCUCCCUCUUCCGUGUUUGUAGGUUUCACCAGCAUGCAGACCCAGGACUCCUCACCCACCUGGUGGCCCCUGGUCCCAUGGUGCUUUGGUGGACCCCAGUUCAAUCAGAAGGAAGGGCAUUUUUCUGUCCCUCAGAAAUGGGAGGGCUGCUCUUCUUGCUUGCUUGGAAGUCCACAUUUCCUCCUAUCAUUCAAAAUUAUUUCCCAGGCACCUUUUAUGUGCCCAGCACUGUGCUUGUGGUGGGAUGCAGCAGUGAACGAGACAAUCAAGGUCUUUCAGGUCUCUAAGGAACUUAUAUGCUCUCAGGACCAGUCAGACAGUGAAUGAGUAACAAACACAGUGACUUCAGCUUGCUUAGGAAGCACCAUGAAGAAACGAAGCCUCCUUCCUGAAAGGGCCGGAGUAUGCGCGGGCUGCCUGAACCAGGUGUGGGCUAACGUCGUGGAUUUGAGAAAGCCUGAGGGCCCGAAGGCAGCCCUGGGAGAAGCCCUUUCCGUGAGCAGUCGGAACCUCCUGGUCCAGAGGAGAAGCCAUCUCUUCAUCUAGACUUAUGACCCGCAGCUUCGCCCCCAGCCUGCCCGUCGAGUUCCCCAAGAUGGGCUCCUUCCGCAGGCCCAGACCGCGCUUCAUGAGCUCCCCGGCACUCAGCGACCUGCCCCGCUUCCAGGCAGCCCGCCAGGCUCUGCAGCUGAGCUCCAAUUCAGCCUGGAACAGCGUCCAGACUGCCGUGAUCAACGUCUUUAAAGGGGGCGGCUUGCAGAGCAACGAACUCUACGCUCUGAAUGAAAACAUCAGGCGGCUGCUGAAGAGUGAACUCGGAUCGUUCAUUACAGACUAUUUCCAGAACCAGCUUCUCGCAAAAGGCCUGCUGUUUGUGGAGGAGAAGGUUCAGCUGUGUGAAGGUGAAAAUCGCAUUGAGGUUCUGGCUGAAGUCUGGGACCACUUCUUCACUGAGACUCUCCCCACCCUGCAGGCAAUAUUCUAUCCGGUUCAGGGCCAGGAGCUGACCAUCCGCCAGAUCUCCCUGCUGGGCUUCCGCGACCUGGUCCUGCUGAAGGUGAAGCUGGACGACUUGCUGCUGCUGGCCCAGCCCCAGCCCCCCUCAUCCAUCGUCCAGAUGUUGCUGGUCCUGCAGAGCGUUCACGAGCCCACAGGCCCAAGUGAAGGUUAUCUGCAGCUGGAGGAGCUGGUGAAGCGGGUGGUUUCUCCUUUCCUGGGCGUCAGUGAGGACCGCGGUGUCUCAGGCCCCACCUACACACUGGCCAGGCGCCACUCCAGGGUCCGGCCCAAGGUCACUCUCCUGAACUACGCCUCCCCAGUGACCACCAUCAGCCGGCCUCUGAACGAGAUGGCCCUGACCCCUCUGACGGAGCAAGAGGGGGAGGCCUACCUGGAGAAGUGUGGCAGUGUCCGGCGACACACGGUGGCCAACGCCCACUCCGACAUCCAGCUGCUGGCCAUGGCCACCAUGAUGCACUCAGGCUUAGGAGAGGAGCCUGGCGGCGAGGACAAGGGCCUACGCCUGCCGCCUAGCUUCCCGCCACCCCACCGGCAGUGCUCCAGCGAGCCCAACAUCACCGACAGCCCAGAGGGGCCGGAGGAGGUGGCAGCAGGCAGCCAGGAGGACUCGGAGCUGAACUGUGCUUCCCUCAGCUGAGCGCCCGCCUCCGGGUCUUUUGGCUUCGGCCUAGCGACCAGGAUGAGGGCGGCUCCGUCCCGAGGAUCACCAUGGGGGCUCUCCCUUUGGGGAAUGCUGCCUUAUGCCUUUUCGGGUACAGGCCUGGUCUUAGUGCCCUAUGGGAAAUCCCCGUCAUAAACCCCAACCCUUUGCGGCCACACUGACCCGACUGCCUAAUGUUCACCUUCUGACUUUCAGUCUUGCCCGCCGGACUCCACUCAGCUCCUCCUCUCUGGGCUUUUCCCCUCAGAUACUGGACUAUCUGAUGCUCCCAACCACCUGCCCCAGGGCCCCUGGUGUUACUGUAGCAGGAGGUCAUCCAAGCCACACGCAAAGCCAGCAGGGCUGUGUUGGCAGAUGGAGUUCCCCUCUAGGUUCUGGUGAUACAGAAACUGAUGGGUGAAAGGAGGUGGGCGGGAGGUGCCCUCCUCCCUUGUCUUGUGUGGUGUGAAAGUAGCUGCAGCCCCUCCCAGCCUGACUCUGGGGACGCAUCCUUCGCUUUUAGAAUUACCAGGAGAGAGUCCCCCCACUGGCGGGUGUGGAUGCACCCUCACCUUUAGCCAGACCCUACAUGCUGCCUUUGGCCCUGGGCCCAGGAGGGCCACACGGCUGGAGGAACCCCAUCUUUGACGAAGUCUCAGCGUCCUCCUCUCAGCCCCCCUCCACAGCUCGAGGAACUAACCUCCCCGGUGGAGUAGCUGGUGCCUUCCUCCCUCUCUCAUUUCAGAGAUGGACCGUUUUCCUGUUGUGGGGGUGGGGCCAGCUGAUACCCACCAACUAGUCUGUGCCUGGAUUUGACUUGAAUUUUUUAAAUGUGCAUCGUUUCAAAAAUAAAUUGCUUGCAAAUAUUUACAC